Mycena citricolor is the source of this 507-nucleotide messenger RNA. The record is from the annotation of a GenBank genome assembly. Lineage: Eukaryota; Fungi; Basidiomycota; Agaricomycetes; Agaricales; Mycenaceae.
AUGCAUGCUGGGUUUCGGUCAAUGCAUGUGAAACAAAUGCAAUUGGGCGCCAAAUGGGAGCCCUCUGAUCCCUACCUCGCCCUCCCGCUGCCUGAAGACGAGAUUCCCGACCUUGACAAAUUGCCCUCCAAACAACCACCUUCACCCCCACCUACCACACCUGCUCAUACCAUGUCAGGACAUCACUGCAUCACUCUCGCUGCGCCCCCCCCCUAUUUCGAUGGGGACAAGUCCAAAUAUCUGGGUUUCGUGGACUUGCGCACCACCUACAUUGGUGCUUAUCAAUUGGAAUUCUCAGAGGAUACAACAAAAAUCCUCUUUGUCCUCUCCUACCUUGGUAACAAGGCCGGCACAAGCUGCACCACUUCAAGAUGGGCGAUGAACUGGAAACAGCACAACUUUGAGGGCCUUAAGGGAAUUAAGGCAGGGGUCACCUCGACGACCUUCUUAGAGGAGCUUCAGAGGGCCUUUGGGGACUCAAAUGCAGAGCAAGUCGCCGCCGCUUGA